AUGACUUUAGCUGCCAUAUCAGCUGCUGCACUUAUUAUUUCAGCAAUUUAUUUGAUUGUGAAAUAUAACCGAAGGAAAAAUAAAAAUGUUGUCACCCCCGUGAAUCCUGAAAAUAGUAGAAAUGAUGAUGAAAAAGUAGUAGUGAUUGGAAUUCAUGACAGUGACAAUGAUAAUACUUCAAAAGGUAUCAAAGAUACAAACGACAUCAAAGAUACAAACGACAUCAUAAAAACAAAUGCCAUCACACAUAAAUUUGAUAAGAUUUAA
This is a messenger RNA of Entrophospora sp. SA101, 267 nucleotides long. The record is from the annotation of a GenBank genome assembly. NCBI's taxonomy places the organism in Eukaryota, Fungi, Glomeromycota, Glomeromycetes, Entrophosporales, Entrophosporaceae.